AUAGGCUAUGACAGGAAUGACUUGAACAUGAAAUAUUUAGUGGAGAAUAUUAUACGGAAGGAACUUCACGCUAUUACAACGACGCCGGCUCCAAACCCGGCAAUAUGGGCGUUCUCGAAAGAGAACAAUUUUCUUCAAGUUGGGCAAUAUUCGAAGGACGAUUCGGACAAAAUACCGACGGCUUGGGUUCACAAGGGGAAGGAGGAGAUUCUCAGCGCUUUGCAUGGGUAG
Suillus fuscotomentosus is the source of this 231-nucleotide messenger RNA. RefSeq lists its product as uncharacterized. The record is from RefSeq and is a predicted model, not a curated record. Lineage: Eukaryota; Fungi; Basidiomycota; Agaricomycetes; Boletales; Suillaceae. The transcript has 3 exons. The annotation marks the transcript as partial.